CUUGUCUCAGUGUUUUUUUUUUGUGUACUCGCUUUGUUAGAGACGCACCUGAAGUUUUUUGCUUUUAUUUAAGGUAUACUUUUGUCAGAAGUGAAAAUUGUAUUUUUAAAAGGAAAACAUUGUGCUUUUUUUAUAUUGUAACUAAAAGAGUUUUAAAAAACGUAACCGAAUUAGUGGUAUCGUCUCGGACGAUUAAACACUUCGAAGGUGCUAUAAAACAACCUUCGAUAUCUGCCAGACUGUUUUGUGCAAACACACAGAUUCACACGCAUACAAAGAUACGUAAAAGUAGUCCAUUCAACUUUGUCAAAAAUUAAUUCAAAAGCAAAGUAAAAGGGAUAAUGGCUUCGGAAAUUGAAGUUGUAAAUCUCAACAAUUUUGAGAAAAUACAGAAUUUUCUAAAUGACUCAGCUUACAAAGAAAUAUUGGAAAAUAGCGAAAACUUCAAUACACGAUUGUGUAUCGAACGUCGUCUACGUAUGCCAUUUUUGGACCCACAAACUGGUGUUGCGCAGACACAUUGUGCUUUAUUUAUGAAACAACGUCAACGAAUGCCUGGUUUUCGUGACGGUCAAAUAUACACCUAUCCAUCAGCACGUUGGCGCAAACCGAAACGCCAGUAUUUGCUUAAUCAUCACCAUAGUUACCGGGCCUACCAGUAUCGUGAACCUCACUACCAUCAAUCCACUGGCAAUACCUCAGGACGCGAUCAUUAUCAAACGGAAAGUGCAGCAAUCGUCGCAGCAGAUGGCAAUUCCAUGAGUGCUUCAGGUGAUAAUGACAGCAAAGAUUCGCAUGCCAAUCCAGAAAAGGAUUGGUUUCAUGAGGACCUUGACAUGUCGCACUAUCACCAUGUCGACGAUUUUGAAGAAGAUUUUGAAUCAGAUAAUGACUACGAUGAGUCGUACAGCAGCCGUGGUAAACGUAAGCGGGGUUCACGCUCUUCUCGCAAGAGUACAAUAACUGCUGAUGGCACGCCAAAACGUGGCCGUAAAGGGGGCGGCAGUCGUCGGCGUAAUAACGCAGAUGGUGAAGGUGGUGGUCGUCGACGUGGUGGCGUUAACAAUGCCAACAACAACAAUGCAAAUACAGCAGCGGCAGCAGCUGCCGCGGCUGCUGCUGUGGCGGCUGCAGCAAGUGUUGUGGCUUCCAGUAUGGAAAUUAGCAAUUCGAAUUCAGCUUCACCAAUUGGUACAAAUGAUGAAACUUCGCAAUCGGCAAUUGUUAUGCCAACUACUGGUGCACCGAGCGGUGCGGGCACAACUUUCGACAAAACAUUAAGCGAACCGAAUGUAGUGGCUACUACUGCAGCUGUUACUAAUGAUGUUGUUGCGCCUGUUCUACCCAGUACAAGUGCUGUUAGUAAUGUUACAAGCGUCGCCGCGAUACCAACUGUCACACCGCCUGUGACAGUUGCUCCAAGUGUUGUUGCGCCAGUUGUAACAGUUGGUGGUGCCGUAAAGAAAGAUCUUAAAAACAAACUGCGUGCCGAUCGCGAGAUAGCAACGCCGUCAACUUAUUGCGAUUUCUGUUUGGGUGAUCAGCGUGAGAACAAAAAGACAAAUUUACCCGAAGAAUUGGUGUCAUGUUCGGAUUGCGGUCGUUCCGGUCAUCCGUCUUGCCUACAGUUUACCCCAAAUAUGAUUAUCUCGGUCAAACGCUAUCGCUGGCAAUGCAUCGAAUGCAAAUAUUGUUCUAUAUGUGGCACUUCAGACAAUGAUGAUCAAUUGUUAUUCUGUGACGAUUGUGAUCGUGGCUAUCAUAUGUAUUGUUUGUCACCACCAUUAAUAACGCCACCCGAAGGUUCGUGGAGCUGCAAACUUUGCAUGGAUGAGUUUCAUAAAGAUGAAAAAUAAUAAAGCUUAAGCAAAAUGGCCAACGAAAUAUAAACCAACAUAAUAAAUACCGCUUCCAGUAAAUAGCAACAAUGGAAAUAGACUGAGUUGAAUUAAGAGCACGAAAUUGUUUAAAGCGGAGCACUGCGACUUGGUCUUAUAUACAUAUAUACAGUUUUCUCAUUUAUGUUUUUGAUUUAAGUUAAAAGUGCAGUAUUGUCGCAUAGAAAUACUUAAAGUAACGUCAUAUUGCAUUGCUUACAUUUUUUUGUUUUAAUAAUAUUUUCCUUUAUAUAAUAAUUUUAUUUUUCAAAUAUGCAUCAGGUAACAACUUAACGCCGCCAACUAAGUUCACAACAUUUUUAAGAGCUUUCAUGUAAUUUUGUUUUAUAUUAGCUUAGUUUUAAGUUCAAAAGAUUCAUACAGUGGCAACUUUUUGUGUUUUAGAUUUAUAAUUAGUCUUAUAACAUAAAGCCCAUUAUGCCUCCGCUAAUCUAAGCAACUUUUAACCAAGGGUAUAAAAUAGUAUUGUAUCUGGAAAGCCCAGUUUAAGGUAUGUUACAAAUAUUUUGCUUUUAUAUGUUUCUAUGUGCAUAUAUAUUAAAAUCAUAUUAAAAUUGGCUGAUAAAUACAUACUAUAUGAUCAGUAAAAGUAACUACGAAAAUGGUAUUUCAAUAAAUCUCAAAUUGUAUUUAGUUCAGUAAACUUGUAAGUGUAUUAUGUGAAUUAUGCGAAAUUAUAAAUAAAUAUACAUUUUAUAAGUUUAUAACUUUAAUUUGCUAAAAUUCAAAAUCUCUUCCAAGUUUUUGGGCAAUAAUUGCAAAUUUAAUUAUUUAAAUUAAUUUAAUUACAAUAUGAUAAAUAUUCAUCUGUACAACCAUGUAACAGUACAUAUAAACAUUUGGAAGUACGCAUCAAUGGGUAUAUAAUGCAACUCAUUAAUAUUUAUUGCAAUAUGCGUUCAUAAUUAUCGCCAAUGAGCUUAAUAAGAAUAAAUCCUUACUUUCAACACAAUAAGCUUGGUUUCGUCGCAACAAUUUUAUUUGUCAAUUGUGGUGUUUGUAGAGUAUUGUUGUCUUGGAUAAUAAUCCAUGCCAAAUUUCGUGAUGAUAUCUCGUAAAAUACAAAGGUUUUUCAUACAAGAACUCGAUUUUGAUCGAUCAGUUUGUAUGUCAGCUAUAUGCUAUAGUGGUCCGAUAUCGGCGGUACAGAAAAAUGAGCAGCUUCUUCGGGAGAAAGGGUCUUAUGCAAAAUUUCAGUUUGAUAUCUCAACAACUUAUUGUACAUACAGACAGACGGACAUGGCUAAAUUGACUCAGCUCAUCAUUCUGAUCAUUUAUUACAAACUGCAGUGUAUAAUUAUGCUGUUGCAAUAACGAAUUAUUGCAAUUUUAAUAUAUUAGAAACAAUAACAAUAACAAAUCAUUACAAGAAGUGGUUUUCUAACCAUUAUUUUGAGCCGAAUAAUUUAAAUUUCAAAUCUCAAAAUUUGAUUGAGCACAAUUUUCUAUUGAGAAUACACACAAACAAGCGCGAAAUGCUCUGUAAAUGUUUGUUGUAACAUUUAUACUUUUCACAGUUGAACUCGAACAAUUUUUUGUAUAUUUGAAAAAAUUGCUUUUCAUGAACUCAAUUAUUAUUUGUGUUGUUUAAUUCUACACUUUUUUUUUUAAAUAAAAUCAACAAAAAAUUCGGAAAUACAAAUAUUAAGCAGCUUAGUUAUUAUGGAAAACGAAACGCAAACACAA
Bactrocera oleae (olive fruit fly) is the source of this 3584-nucleotide messenger RNA. It is a transcript of the gene d4, whose product is annotated as double PHD fingers d4. The record is from RefSeq and is a predicted model, not a curated record. NCBI's taxonomy places the organism in Eukaryota, Metazoa, Arthropoda, Insecta, Diptera, Tephritidae. Gene Ontology annotation, molecular function: histone binding; transcription coactivator activity; histone H3K4 methyltransferase activity. Gene Ontology annotation, biological process: positive regulation of transcription by RNA polymerase II. Gene Ontology annotation, cellular component: MLL3/4 complex.